UGCCUCUAAGCAACUCACCCUUCCAAGUUCAUUUGCUCAAAGCAUUUAUACGUGGCCGGCAAUGGCGGGGGUAACUAAGAUACCCGCAAUGCUUUGGGUGCUUGGUGUGGUGUUUACAUUUGGAGCUGCUGCAGUUGGCCUGGCUGAGGCCGAUAACACCUACGAUUUCUUCAUCAAGGAGGCUAAGUACAAAAGGCUUUGCCGGGACAAAACCAUCCUCACCGUCAAUGGCCAGUUCCCCGGCCCAACAAUCACCGCGCGAAAGGGAGAGGUCGUCAUCGUCAAAGUUCACAACCAAGGCAAUAAAAACAUCACCAUACACUGGCACGGCGUGGACCAGCCACGGAACCCGUGGUACGACGGACCGGAGUUCAUAACGCAAUGCCCCAUCCAGCCUGGCACCAGUUUCACCUACCGGAUCGUCUUGUCCGAUGAGGAGGGCACUAUCUGGUGGCACGCACACAGCGAUUUUGAUCGCGCCACCGUCCAUGGCGCCUUCGUCAUCCACCCUAAGCGCGGCUCGAACUAUCCCUUCAAGGCGCCGGAAAGGGAGAUACCCAUCAUCCUCGGUGAAUGGUGGAAGGAAGACGUGACCCAUAUGCUUGAGCAGUCCAAGCGGACCGGCGGCGAGGUUGAUCUUUCGGAUGCAAACACUAUCAAUGGCCAGCCGGGAGACCUGUUCCCGUGCUCCAAGGACGCCACUUUCAAGCUUCCCGUGCGGACUGGCAAGACGUACUUGCUCCGAAUCAUCAACGCUGGACUCACAAAUGAUCUCUUCUUCGGCAUCGCCGGGCACCCUAUCACCAUUAUCGGUACCGAUGGUCGCUACCUAAAGCCGUUCACUGUCAAGCAUAUCAUGAUCUCACCUGGACAAACCAUGGACGCACUACUUGACACUGACCGUGCUAUCAUGGGUUCAUCCAAUGGGCGUUACUACAUGGCUGCACGGACGUUCGCGUCCAACCCUGACCUUGACUUUAACAACAGCACCGCCACGGCCAUUCUGGAAUAUAUGGACGCGCCGCGUGCUAGGCGCGUGGGGCUGCCGGACUUUCCCAACCUUCCGGCCAACCUUGAUAUGGAUGCGGCAACGGAGUACACGGCCCAGCUCCGAUCAUUGGCAAGCAAGGACCAUCCGGUGGAUGUGCCGAUGCACGUCGAUGAGGAAAUGUUCAUCACCAUUGCUGUCAAUGUAUUCCCCUGUGCACACAAUAAGACAUGUGAAGGGCCUCGUGGCAACAGUUUGGCGGCAAGCCUCAACAACGUCAGCUUCCAAAAUCCUUCCAUCGACAUCCUUGAUGCCUAUUAUAGUGCAGUCGACGGCGUGUAUGAGGCAAACUUCCCCAACCAGCCGCCUUUCUUCUUCAACUUCACAGACACCACUGUCCCCGUAGAGUUUGAGUUCACGAAGGCCGGCACCAAGGUGAAGGUGUUGGAGUAUGGCUCUGUUGUGGAGGUGGUGUUCCAGGACACAGCCCUCAACGGGGCUGAGACCCACCCCAUGCACUUGCAUGGGUACGCCUUCUACACGGUAGGAAAAGGGUUCGGAAUCUUCAACAAGAGCACGGACCCGGCCAAGUACAACUUGGUAGAUCCACCAUACCAGAACACAGUCACCGUGCCAAAAGCUGGCUGGACAGCAAUUCGUUGGCGCGCAACAAACCCCGGUGUGUGGUUCAUGCAUUGCCACUUUGAUCGUCACACGGUCUGGGGAAUGAACACCGUGUUCAUCGUGAAGGAUGGCAACACUCCUCGGAGCAAAAUGAUGAGUCGUCCUGCGAGCAUGCCUAAGUGCUAACCACCAUGAUGACCCCAUCGAGCUGCAUCACUAUGCAGCACAAUCAACAGACGACAUUGACGUUGAUCGAUUUAUCUGCCUAAAUUAUUCCAUUGUUUCACGCAUAUCCGUGUAAUAAAUCCUAGUAGCUACUAGUAAGUAGUGAUUACCAUUUUCCCCAUUCGUCUCGAAGAGAAAGAAUCUCUUUUCAUUAGUGUGAUGCAACGUCUCUCACCUGUUUUGUCACUCAAAUCUAUAAAUUAAUGCAAGCAAGUGAUGUUUUUAUUA
This is a messenger RNA of Brachypodium distachyon (stiff brome), 2065 nucleotides long. Its product is annotated as putative laccase-9. NCBI's taxonomy places the organism in Eukaryota, Viridiplantae, Streptophyta, Magnoliopsida, Poales, Poaceae. The coding region runs from base 62 to 1798 and encodes 578 amino acids. The transcript has 5 exons. The record is from RefSeq and is a predicted model, not a curated record. Gene Ontology annotation, molecular function: copper ion binding; hydroquinone:oxygen oxidoreductase activity. Gene Ontology annotation, biological process: lignin catabolic process. Gene Ontology annotation, cellular component: apoplast.